Artibeus jamaicensis (Jamaican fruit-eating bat) is the source of this 2778-nucleotide messenger RNA. It is a transcript of the gene SYT17, whose product is annotated as synaptotagmin 17. Gene Ontology annotation, biological process: calcium-ion regulated exocytosis; cellular response to calcium ion; regulation of calcium ion-dependent exocytosis. NCBI's taxonomy places the organism in Eukaryota, Metazoa, Chordata, Mammalia, Chiroptera, Phyllostomidae. The record is from RefSeq and is a predicted model, not a curated record. Bases 542 to 2014 code for a protein of 490 amino acids. Gene Ontology annotation, cellular component: membrane. Gene Ontology annotation, molecular function: clathrin binding; calcium-dependent phospholipid binding; calcium ion binding. The transcript is spliced from 9 exons.
UGCACCGGCCCCUGCGUCUUCGGCCCCGCCCGCGCCGGGGUCGUUGCAGUCCCCGCGGCUGUCCCCAGCUCCCUCCUCAGGCGCCCUGGCUUCAUUCCAGCCUGGGGAGUGACUCCGGGGGGAGCGCGGCACAGCGAGGGAGGCCAAGGCGGGGGACCUGGGCACUUCAGCUCCCCCAAACUGGAGGUGGCCCCGACUCCUGGAGCCGAAACGCAGGGAAAGGCAAGGACGGGGCGGCCGGCGGAGGGGCGGGAGCCGCUCAUCAGCCACGCCAGUCACGUCUGGGGCCACCGGCCUCCUUUUCUUCCUUUCCCCCUUUGCUUUCUCCCCCCUCUCCCUUUGGCGAGGGCAAAGUGGCCGUGGCGGCGCCAUGCCCGGGCCGGAGUGAGUCGCACGGGCGAAAAUGGCGUACAUCCAGCAUACGGUGCAAAUCAACCCGAAAUGCUAAAGUUUCCCAUUUAUUCGGUAUUGGUUAGCCAGGAGGCUACCAGCAGCUCUGGGGAUAGCAACACCUUGUUAGGAAGUCAGCUCCCUUCCCAGGAUGUUGGAACCUUUAAACGAGGGAUUUCUUUCUAGAAUCUCCGAUCUGCUGCUGUGCAGAUGGACUUGCCGGCACUGCUGUCAGAAGUGCUAUGAGUCCAGCUGUUGCCAGUCGAGUGAGGAUGAAGUUGAAAUUCUGGGACCUUUUCCUGCCCAGACUCCUCCCUGGCUCACAGAGACGCCAGUCCCUGGGGAUUCUCUGACAACCGUUGAGACCUCUCCCUCCCGUAGGAUGGCCAGCAGGAGCGGUGACAAGGACGGGGACUCCGUCCAUACUGCCAGCGACGUCCCGCUGACCCCACGGACCGACUCCCCAGAUCGGAGAUGCUCGUCCUCCGACACAUCGAAGUCUACAUACAGCCUGACCCGGCGGAUUUCAAGCCUCGAGUCCAGACGACCCAGCUCCCCGCUCAUCGAUAUUAAACCCAUUGAGUUCGGCGUCCUCGGCGCCAAGAAGGAGCCCAUCCAGCCCUCGGUGCUCAGACGGACCUAUACCCCAGACGACUAUUUCAGGAAGUUCGAGCCCCGGCUGUACUCCCUGGACUCCAACAGCGACGACGUGGACUUCCUGACGGACGAGGAGAUCUUGUCCAAGUACCAGCUGGGCAUGCUGCACUUCAGCACCCAGUACGACCUGCUGCACAACCACCUGACGGUGCGCGUGAUCGAAGCCCGGGACCUGCCGCCCCCCAUCUCCCAGGACGGCGCGCGCCAGGACAUGGCCCACUCCAACCCCUAUGUCAAGAUCUGCCUCCUGCCAGACCAGAAGAACUCUAAGCAGACGGGGGUCAAGCGCAAGACGCAGAAGCCCGUCUUUGAGGAGCGCUACACCUUCGAGAUCCCCUUCCUGGAAGCGCAGCGGAGGACCCUGCUCCUCACCGUGGUGGACUUCGAUAAGUUCUCACGCCACUGUGUCAUUGGGAAGGUGUCCGUGCCUCUGUGCGAGGUCGACCUGGUGAAGGGCGGGCACUGGUGGAAGGCGCUGAUCCCCAGCUCCCAGAAUGAAGUGGAGCUGGGGGAGCUGCUUCUGUCACUGAAUUAUCUCCCAAGUGCGGGGAGACUAAAUGUUGACGUCAUUCGAGCCAAGCAACUUCUUCAGACAGAUGUGAGCCAAGGUUCAGACCCCUUUGUGAAAAUCCAGCUGGUACAUGGACUCAAGCUUGUGAAAACAAAGAAGACAUCCUUCUUAAGAGGCACAAUUGAUCCAUUCUAUAAUGAAUCCUUCAGCUUCAAAGUUCCCCAAGAAGAACUGGAAAAUGCUAGCCUAGUGUUUACAGUGUUCGGUCACAACAUGAAGAGCAGCAACGACUUCAUCGGAAGGAUUGUCAUCGGCCAGUACUCCUCAGGCCCGUCCGAGUCCAACCACUGGCGGCGGAUGCUCAACACUCACCGCACGGCUGUCGAGCAGUGGCACAGCCUCAGGUCCCGGGCCGAGUGCGACCGUGUGUCUCCUGCCUCGCUGGAGGUGACCUGAGGGCUGCAGGGAAGGCAGGUGUCGUCUGUUUUGAAAAAAUAAAUGAGAAAAAAAAGGAAGAAAAUUUAAGACAAAAAAAAAAUGUGUCAUCUACCUGUUACAUCCACACUUGCAUACACACUCACCACACACAUACACGCACACACACCAGAAAUUCUCUCAGAACUGAGAGGAAGCUGACUGUUGAUCACGAAUGGCCACUCUCAAUGAGCGAGGCCUGAGAACUUUCUGGAAGCCCCAUCCGUAUGCCACAAGCCGAGCUGGCAUUGCUGUGAGACUUACUGGCAGUGCUCGCUGUGGUUGACGUCCCCCCCCACGCACACCCCAAACGCACUUUCAACCUUCAGCCCAGAGGACGGGCCUCCGGAAGGGUGCCGGCCUCCAUCAAGGAGAAACUGCCCAAGAGUUUGGCCGAUGUGGGGGAGGCCUGACCCCCACGCCCAAAAUGCACACCCACUGGGUGGCUUUGGAACAGGCUGCUGUUCCCUGGGGUUCUUUGAACCUGAUACCUUUCCUCCAAAGUGUAAGUGCUUUGUCUUCUCCUUCGUGGACAUGAUAAAUAGAUUAGACUAUUUGAAGAACCAAUCAGCAACAAAAAAAUAUUCCAGUGUAAGAAACCUCUCCUGGCUUAACCGAAUUUUUCCCCGUGUUAGCCUCUUCCUGGGCACUCCCUGCGGGCACGUAUGUGGACGUUCUCGUGCGUGUGCCCUCACAGGUGGACGUGUGUGAGCCCCUGUGUCCUGUGGUGAGCAAGGCAGUGGGCC